AUGAACCUCAGAGAUUUAUGCCCAAAACAUUCUUUGUCUCGUGCAGUUACUGCUUUAUCAUCUCCCACUGAAUUUUGGGAAAACAAGCCACCAAGUUGGGUGGGCACAGAUCCUUGUGGUGGUUGGGAAGGCGUCGAAUGUAGCAAUUCAAGAGUGACAUCAAAAAAACUGUCAAGCAUGAACUUAAAAGGCAGCUUGACGGAGGCUAUUGGGAGAUUAACUGAAUUAAAGACUCUGGAUCUCUCUUGCAACAAAGGCAUGGGUGGAAGAAUUCCAGCUGAAAUUGGGAAUUUGAGUAAAUUACAAAUCCUGUCAUUGGUUGGUUGUGAUUUCUCUGGUCCUAUUCCUCAACCAUUAGGAGAUCUUAAGCAGCUGACCUUUUUAGCUCUUAAUCUUAAUCGGCUGAGUGGAAAUAUUCCACGUACGUUGGGCAAUCUAUCCAAUGUCAAUUGGCUAGAUAUUGCAGACAACCAGAUUGAAGGACAUAUCCCUAUCUCUGAUGAAGAAGGACCUGGUCUUGACAUGCUACUCAAAGCAGAGCACUUUCAUUUUGAAAACAACCGCCUCUCAGGGGAAGUUCAAGCUCAGCUUUUAAGUUCAAAGAUGAUACUGAAACACCUGUAA
Neltuma alba is the source of this 624-nucleotide messenger RNA. Its product is annotated as probable leucine-rich repeat receptor-like protein kinase At5g49770. Gene Ontology annotation, molecular function: protein binding. Lineage: Eukaryota; Viridiplantae; Streptophyta; Magnoliopsida; Fabales; Fabaceae. The record is from RefSeq and is a predicted model, not a curated record. Bases 1 to 624 code for a protein of 207 amino acids. The transcript is spliced from 7 exons.